AUGACCAAAGUGGAAAACCCUAAACGUUCAACCGUCUUGGGCCAACUUGAUGGAUGCGGACAACCAUAUGUUCCGUUAAGCAACCCUAGACUCCGUAGAUCCUCUGCCGUCACUCACACUGACACCUCACAUGCGGGUGUAUCACAUUGGUACUGUCGGCUACCAAAUUGGUGCGCAGAGAUAGCAAAUCAAUUCUCGUGUGUGCGAUACACAUAUCCUCCAACUAGAAAUGUUCACAGUCUAAAACAAGCACUGUGGCGUGUAUAUAAAUUAAAUGCUCACCACAACCCCAAUGAAAUAUCGCCUAAGCGCCAUUAUGUUCCAGCCAAAAUGCUUACUACUGAUUGCAAUUGCGUUUGCGCCAUGCCAACAAAUGCGUCAACAUGCCAUCCGAAUUUCCGUGGGAUUCUUCGGAGAUAA
Molecule: messenger RNA, 420 nt
Organism: Dicrocoelium dendriticum
Lineage: Eukaryota; Metazoa; Platyhelminthes; Trematoda; Plagiorchiida; Dicrocoeliidae
Source: the annotation of a GenBank genome assembly